Molecule: messenger RNA, 1677 nt
Organism: Elephantulus edwardii (Cape elephant shrew)
Lineage: Eukaryota; Metazoa; Chordata; Mammalia; Macroscelidea; Macroscelididae
Product: zinc finger protein 678-like
Exons: 5
Coding region: 1-1677 (558 amino acids)
Biological process (GO): regulation of DNA-templated transcription
Molecular function (GO): DNA-binding transcription factor activity, RNA polymerase II-specific; RNA polymerase II cis-regulatory region sequence-specific DNA binding
Source: RefSeq, a predicted model, not a curated record
AUGUUAGAACUGUGUGGCAAAGAAAAUUUACAUAAACUCAAAGAGAACUAUUCGAGAAGUCAAACAGUACAGGAGGCAUGUGAAAGGAUUGAAGACACUCACCCUGGGAAAUUGCACGUCAGAUUUCCAAGUUAUUCCUGCAACCGUGUCGACAUAAACCUGUUGAGGAGUGACCUUGGUGACACCGGUCAUGAAUGUAAGAAAUGUGGCAAAGAUUUCUGUACCUUCUCUUCAUUUUGGAUCCAUGUGGUAGAUGAACAUGAACCUUUGGAAUGUGCUGAGACCUAUAAUGAUCCUUUCCCUUUAGUUUCCAAAGAAGCGUUUAAUUUUCUAGAAAAGUUUUAUGAGUGUAUUGAAAAGGGGAAACCCUUUUCUUCUUCUGCCCCCCUUACUACUACUUCAGACAGCACAGGAAACAGAAACAUUGACAGUACAGAGAAGCCUUAUAAUUGUAAGGUAUGUGGAAAAUCUCCGCGUUCUUUGUCAUGCCUAAGGAGACAUGCAAGAACACAUACAGAUGGGAAACCUUAUGAGUGUCACCAGUGUGGAAAAACCUUUCCUCGGCUUGCUCUUUUAACUCUCCAUGCCAAAAUGCACUCAGCAGAGAGACCUGUUCAAUGUAUGGAAGGUGAGAAGACCUUCUCACGGUCGGAUCACCUCGUUAAACAAAGAGGAAUUCCCAAAAGACAGUAUGAAUGUAAGGAAUGUGGGAAAGGAUUUUUAAAAUCUAUUCACCUCAUUAGACAUAGAAGAAUUCAUGGAGGACAGAGACCUUAUGAAUGCAAGGAAUGUUCGAAGACCUUUUGUCACUUGUCUCAUCUUAGAAGACACACAAGAACACACACAGGAGAGAAGCCUCACGAAUGUGAAGAAUGUGGCAAACCAUUCUCACGGUUUGCUGAUCUCAAGGAACACAGAAAAAUUCACACAGGAGAGAGACUUUAUAAAUGUACAGAAUGUGAGAAAACAUUUUCUGAAUCAGGUCGCCUCACUUCACAUAGAGCAGUUCACACAAGGGAGAGACUUUAUCAGUAUCAGGAAUGUGGGAAUACAUUUAGCCAGUCACGUCCACUCAAGUUACAUAGAAGAAUUCACACAGGAGAGAGACCUGACAAAUGUCAGGAAUGUGGGAAAACAUUUUCACGAUCAAGUCAGCUCACUGAACAUAGAAGAAUUCACAGAGGAGAGAGACCUUAUGAAUGUGAGGAAUGUGGGGAAACAUUUAUCCAGUCAUAUGACCUCACUGAACAUAGACGAGUUCACAUAGGAGAGAGACGCUACGAAUGUCAAGACUACACCAGGAACCGGAAGGGAAUUCACUCAGGGCUCUACGUUGACUUCCCCACUGGCCGGGGCAUGUUGGCACCCAAUGUGGGGCUAAGGCACGGGGGAAUUUCUGAUAAGGAGUCUGUCUCCAUUAUAAUGCCUCCUAGAGAUGAGGACAUUAGCCCAGAUAUUCCUACUCAAAGCUGUGCCUCCUUAAAACCUGAUCCCGCAGACAAACCUCCACUUGGAGAGCCCAGCAUCCCCAGACCGAUGUAUACUUCUUUGAAAAUUUAUCAUUCAGAGAUAAAUCAUGACAAUAAUUAUUUAACCCCUGAAGAGGAAGCUGACUUUAAGGGCGAGGGGGCUAAGUAUCAUAGCCUUGACUGGUCACCUCCUCUGCCUCUUGCAUAA